Vombatus ursinus (common wombat) is the source of this 647-nucleotide messenger RNA. RefSeq names its product H-2 class I histocompatibility antigen, Q10 alpha chain-like. The annotation marks the transcript as partial. Gene Ontology annotation, cellular component: external side of plasma membrane. Gene Ontology annotation, biological process: immune response. The transcript has 2 exons. Lineage: Eukaryota; Metazoa; Chordata; Mammalia; Diprotodontia; Vombatidae. The record is from RefSeq and is a predicted model, not a curated record.
GCCCGGGUGCCCACGUCCAGGCUCUCACUCCCUGAGGUAUUUCGACGCCGUCAUGGCCUCCCCGGGGCUCGCGGAGCCGCGGUAUAUCGCCGUGGGCUACGUGGACGAUCAGCAGUUCGUGCGCUUCGACAGCGACAGCAAGAGUCAGAGGAUGGAGCCGCGGGCGGCGUGGAUGGAGCGGAUGGACCGGGAGGAGCCGGGCUACUGGGAGCGGAACACGCGGAACGCCAGGCAGAACGCACAGGCUUCCCCAGCGGCCCUGCGGAACCUGCGGGGCUACUUCAACCAGAGCGAGGGCGGGGUCCACACCAUCCAGAGCAUGUACGGCUGCGAGGUCUCCCCGGAGCUCACCUUCCAGCGCGGGUUUUUCCAAUUCGCCUACGACGGGCGGGACUACAUCGCCCUGGACACGGAGACCUCCACGUGGACGGCGGCGGUGCCGCAGGCUGUGAACUCCAAGCGCAAGAUGGAGGCGGACGGGGGCUACACGGAGAGAAUGAAAGCCUACCUGGAGGAGGAGUGCGUGAUGUGGGUGAAGAAGUACCUGGAGAUGGGGAAGGAGACGCUGCAGCGGGCAGGUACCCCCCUCCCAGUGUGCGCGGCACUCAGGGCCCCCGCUCCCCUGCAGCCCCAGCCCCGGGCUCCCG